GAAGCAAGAGGGGAGGGAAUCUGAACCGGGAAUCCUGGCUGUAGUACUUUUGCUUUAUUAAAGGAGAAACGUUUCUUUUUAUCCUCUUGAACUCAUGAAGAAGUGAGAGGUACAAAUCCCUACGUUUUCGGUGCUGAAGUUUUAGCCAAAUCGAAAUAAAGAUAAGGUUUGGUUUGAAACUAAUCAGAGGAGUUGGCAGCACGACACUAAGUCGUGAAACUGACCUCCCGCAGGUACACUGAGGAGGUGCGAGAUCGUGGAUUCGCUAGCAGGGGCUCCAGACUUUCCCCCUUCUCGGCCAAUCUUCGCUUGUAUCAUUUAUUGUUGUGGGAAUUCCCUGAUGUUUUGAAGUUCUAGAAGCGAGCGAACUCUUUACAUGGAUGUGUCGGGGAGGAGUCGUUAGCUGAUAGAGAAAUGGAAGUGGUUGACGAGACUGAAGCCUUACAACGCUUUUUUGAAGGCAUUCACAGUAGAUACAAAGAAACAAUAAAAUAAAUGGAAACUACACAAAGAUGGACAAACAAUCAAGGGCAUGAAAUCAAUGGAGCUCUUGAUACGUCCAACAUUGAUACGAGUAUUCUGGAGGAGUACAUCAGUAAGGAAGACUCCACUGAAAUCUGUUUUCCAGAGCUCCCAGUCUCAGUAAGUUAUUCCAGCUCUCAAGCAUCUGGCUGUGGUUCAGCUGGCCAUUCUAUUCCCAGUGCUAUCGUGAACACGGGACACCUGAACAGCCCUUCCACCAGUGGAGUCAGCCACCUAUGUCACGUCACUGCUGGCUCAAUUCCAAUUGCAACUCGGCAUGGAAGUCACAUGCCUAACCCUGCAUCAUGUGGCCCAAGCCUCAGUGGUCAUGUGAACUGUACUGGCAACAAUGGAAUGAUAGUAAAAAGCUACCCCACCAACAUUUGCAUGAACAGCAACACAACUGCUAUUAAGGUGGAGCCAAAGCCUUCCUAUGCACCUGGUACUUUACCUGAAUCUCCACCUGAUUCCGGAUCUGAGCCGUACUCCCCUCCACAGGUGAAUGCAGAGUCCCACCUGCUCCGCACCAUGACACCAGAGCACCUCUGUCACAUGGCACCCUCUUCUCGUCUGGAACACCCUGCACAAACACACCUGCAACCACCACACCCUCAUCAGCCGCCCAACCCGCACUAUUCCAACGUGCCGCGGGAGAUGUACAUGAAGCCUGAGCCAAUGAUGUCCCAGUAUCCAGUAUCAGGAAUAUCACCAAAUGAGCUCCAUCAUGCCCAGCAGUCACAAAUGCUUCAUCAGCUUCUACAGCACCAUGGAUCAGAAGGUAUUCCUGUGCAUCCAGCCAAGAAACGGAAACAUUCUGACUCCCCGCCAAACACUUUAAACACUCAGAUGUUGAAUGGAAUGAUUAAACAGGAGCCAGGGUUAAUGCAAGACAACGACAGCCUGAAUGGCUCUUACCUGGAUCCCAACUACCAGUGUAUAAAAUGGCAGCCACACCAGCAGAACAAAUGGACUACUCUCUGUGAUGCCAACUGCAAAGAUCUACCCAAUCCUAGCUACAGAGUAGAUGCUGACAAAGGCUUUAACUUCUCGGUGCCUGAUGAUGCUUUUGUUUGCCAAAAGAAGAACCAUUUCCAGGUCACUGUUUAUGUUGGCAUGAUGGGCGACCCGAAAUAUGUCCGAACUCCCGAGGGGCUCAAACCAAUUGAUUUCUUCUUCCUGAAAUUGCACGGAGUAAAGUUGGAGGCAUUGAACCAGAGCAUCAAUAUUGAGCAGUCACAGUCAGACCGCAGCAAGCGGCCCUUCAAUCCUGUCACAAUUAACAUCCCUUCUGAUCAGGUCACAAAAGUCACAGUUGGAAGGUUACAUUUCAGCGAAACAACAGCCAACAACAUGAGAAAGAAGGGCAAACCGAACCCAGACCAAAGGUACUUCAUGCUGGUAGUCGCUCUUCAAGUUCAGACCCAGAAUCAGAACCACCUUGUGGCUGCACAGAUCUCGGAAAGAAUUAUUGUCCGGGCAUCAAACCCUGGGCAGUUUGAGAGCGACACAGAUGUCUUGUGGCAACGUGGUCAACUUCCUGACACCGUCUUUCACCAUGGUCGAGUUGGCAUCAACACAGACCGUCCUGACGAAGCGCUGGUUGUCCAUGGGAAUGUGAAAGUCAUGGGCUCAUUAAUGCAUCCAUCAGAUGCUCGGGCAAAGGAGAACAUCCAGGAGGUCGACACCACGGAGCAGCUGAGGAGGAUCACACAGAUGCGACUGGUCCAUUACCAGUACAAGCCAGAGUUCGCUGCCACAGCAGGCCUCGAGAAUGCUUCGGAGACAGGUGUUAUCGCACAAGAAGUGCAGGAGAUUCUGCCUGAGGCCGUGAAGGAGUCAGGGGACGUGGUGUGUGCCAAUGGAGAGACCAUCGAGAAUUUCUUGGUGGUUAACAAGGAACGGAUUUUCAUGGAGAACGUGGGAGCUGUCAAGGAGCUUUGCAAACUAACUGACAACCUUGAGACACGGAUUAACGAGCUGGAGACCUGGAGCCGGAAGCUGGCCAAGCUAAAGCGGUUGGACAGCAUGAAGUCCACUGUCAGCGGAGGGACACUAAGCCAAACUGGUAGCCAUUUUAGUCGGGCUGGAAGUGGGCGGCAUAAGAAAAGGCACCCAAAAGUUGGCAAUAAGACACCUCCCAACCCAACAGAGCAAGGUUGCCUUAGCCAGAAGUUCCUCCAAGGCACCAUCAUAGCUCUUGUUAUCAUCAUGGCAUUCAGUGUAAUAUCCAUGUCCACCCUUUAUGUGCUGAACUUGCGAAAUGAUGAUGGCGCUGAUGCUGAUGGACCAUUUGGAAACACCGACCCAGACUCCACCUCAACGGAAAACCAUUGGUCCACGCCUCUAGGCUCGCACGACUCGAUUGGAGCUCAACAACCAGUUGGUAUGUCUUCACCUGCUUCUCCUGUGUCCCACUCCCCUCGUCCACUUAGCUUAUGCCUCUCCUCUCCGUGUGAAGUAUUAUGCUGCCUCCUUAACUCUACACAUCCACCCAGCAGUAGCAUCCUGCCAGUGACUACCAUCCCAUUGACCCCUUCUUCAGCUAGCACUAACCAUCCCACUGCGGAUCAACCUGGCACAUCCGCCACCAGCAACAUCAAAGCCAAAUCUUCCGUGAAUGAGAAUCAGAAUGAAUAUAACAUCAGGCGGAUGUCUCCCAGAGACGGGAUCAGCAGUUCGAACAACUACAGUCCUUCACCACCGCAGAUCCUAAACAUCCACGGCAAGUCACAGUUCCCUCCUCACUUUACCAGCAUGCAGAAUAAACUGCCUGGCCUGCAGGCGAGAAGACAAAGAAGCACGGAGCAGACAGACUCAACUGACAGCAACUCAGGCUGGCAGAACACCACCUUAACUUCCACCCAAAUUGUCGAGAAUGGUCUGGAAAUCACGGAGCAGUACUGUCUGUCACAGGGAUCUUGCAGCUCAGGGAAUUAUACCUACUCAAUCCCAGUCAGCAAGACCACAUCCAUCGAUGUCACCAUCACCUUGCAAAUGAAGACCUCUUUGCCUCUGAUUGUUUAUCUGUGUAGUGUUAAUUAUGGCAAUUUAUGUGGGACUAUAUCUAAUACUGGCUUGAAGAUGGAAACUUCACCGACCCAGGGAACAACUCAUAACUGGCAACUGGUAGUUGGUCCGUACUAUGACAUCACCUAUCACUUUCGAGUGGCCAUUCCAAGCCAGGCUACGUGCAACAGUGACAGCACAUCUGCGGGAGAUACCUUCACACAAUACAGCUUCCAUUUCUACCGAGUCUGCAAUUGAACAGGGAGGUGCUCCAUGGUGAGACAGACCACUAGCUUUCCUCUACAAAAGCUUCAUCGUCAACGAGGAGUCUUCCUGGUUCCGGACAAUGCAGCCACUCAGAAUGACCAAAGGAGACACUGGUGUGACUGAGAAGCUCUACACACCACACACAUGCAGCCUGCACUUACAACUUCCUGCUGGGACAGGAACUUUUACACUUUGAAUGAGGGAUUGGGGCUGGGGGGAUGGGAUAGAGAGAGGGGGGAAAGGAAAUUUUUCCCUUUCCUAGAAAUAAAUUUUGGGAUGGGAUUUUCUGUACAGCACAGGCUAUUGUAAAAGGCACCAUUCAGUAAAAUAUUCAGAAAACGAUGGCUCAGACCAAAUGAAUCUUAGAACCUGUAUAGGUUGAGUUUAGGAUUAGGGCUGCAGCAUUAAAACCAAUUUUGCCCAGUUAUGCAAUAGAUAUAUUAUUAACAUUAAGAUUCUGUAACAAGAAGAUGCACCAAUUAACAUUCCUCUGUGCAACAAUCACAUAAAAUUUAGACACACCCCACUUUGUCAGUAAGAAUGGUUUCUACUGCUGAUUUCUGCCAUAACUGCAUAUGGGUUAUUGUAAUUAGUUCAGUGCCCCGUACAAGGGAAGGGAAAAACAAACCGGUCUAAUGUUGCUGAUGCUGCUUACUGUUCAAUGACUUCUGUUCCAAUGUCUAUUUAUGUUCAGAAUCAGAAUGAGUUGCAAAGAUUUCUGCAGUAAACAUGUUGUCAUAUGAAAAAGCAUCACUUAACUACAGUGCUGGAAGGGUUAUUGGCUCCUGGAGAAGUAUAUUUCAACAAUAAUAAGUAGUUGGAACAUGGACAAAAGUAUAGUAUUAUGUUGGGCUAUAUGUGGGGAAAAGCAUGGAAUGAAGUGAUUGGUUCUGGUCAUCAGUAAACUGGUGCAUUUUUACAAUACUGAGUGAUAAUCUUACACCUGUCUGGGAACUAAGUUAAUGGAGAAACUGAAAAAUGACACUACAAAUGCUAAUCUAUUGCUCAGGAAGAAGUAAUACCUUUUGUUACAAAGGAAAAAAGGUGAAAUUACUUAAAUGCUUUCACGCUUGCAUAUAGCAAGUCAACCACUGCCACAUACCCAUCUCUGAAGGUGCUGGCACACUGUAAUAAUUCUGCAAAAUUGAUUAACUUAUGUUACCAUUGCAAUGCAUUCAUUCUGUGGUGUUUAUCGUGAGCACUGGUCGCCAGGAUUGUCAUGGAUUACAUCACUCAUAUGAGUUCGCAAUUGCGUAUAUAAUUAUUUCUAGUGUAUAUUGCCUUAAAAUACAGCAGAAACAUAAUUGUACAAAUUCAUAGAUAGAAACCCACUUCAAAUUUAUGGAUCGAAAAUGUUGUGAGAAUCUGCAAGGAAUGCACAUCUUAACAUACAUCACAUAGAGCACUUUGCUAAUAUUUUGGGCAUGGAUAACAAAAAAUUAAACUGAAAUAUUUUGCCUCCAGAAACCAGAUCCAAACUAUCAAAAUUAAUCUUAAUCUGCUGGCUGGGACAGUUCUACUUAAAACAAGAUUGGGUAAUUUCAAUGUAAGGGUGUGGGGGGGGGGGGUCAACACUAGACUGCCCCAAAUCAUCAUUAAACGGUUGCAGGAUGAUUAGACUGGGUAAAUAUACACAUUACACUCCUCGCAGAGAUCACUCCCAAGGGUAAGGCUGAAGUGUCUUGUUGAGCAGGUUUAUUCUGCACUUAACUCAAAUAUUCCUCUUCUUGAUAAAACUAAAGACUCCAAAAAUGUCUAAUAUUUCAAACAUGCAAAUAUCUCUCAACCACCUUAGCUUUGAGGAUAGAGGAUUCAGCCUCUGAGCUGAACAUGAGAAUUCUGACAUAUCCUAACCUUCUCUGAGACACCGAUUUAUUCUGACCUGGUUACACUCUAGUUCUUGCUAAUAAAGUUAAGUCUGAAAUUACCCAUGUUCCACCAUGAUUGCUUCCCACUGCAUUCCUUAGGCAGUGUCAUUUAUCCAUAUCUCGUGCCUCUCCCUUUAACACCUCAUCGCCCUCUAUGGUGUUUCAGCCAGUAGACCAUAGAUUGGUGUAGGACUGUCAGUCCAAGAUGUUGUAGCACCCCUUUAACAUACUGCAAGAUCAAUCUAACCCUUCCCUCCCACACAGCCCUCCAUUCUUCAUUCACUUAUUGUCAGUACCUCCAGUUGAACUGUCUUUUUGUGUGUUUCCCCCAACUGUCAGUCUGUGGUUUUGUAUUGCCAUGUGCUCCUGUCCCUGCUCCUGCUCUACUCCGGCCCUUGUAUCACUAAUACUCUGUCUCGUCUGUUCCUCAUUAUUACCGGUAUUGCUGCCACCUGUGUCUCAUUGUGCUCCACCUAUCAUCUGCCUCUCGGUUUAUUGCUCAGUGUAUUUCAGUCCUGUGUUUUCACCUGUUUGUUGUCAGAUAGAGCCAGUGAAUUUUCCUGAGUCUUUCCAGCAUUCGUAUCUGUACCCCGUCUGCCUGUUUCCUGACUCUGGUUUUUGGAUUUCUCUGGAUGUUUUGAUCUCUGCCUGAACUUUGUUUGUACCUCGGGAUUUGUGACUCAAUUAAUAUCACUGUGUGCAUGUACUGGGUCUGUGAUUGGAUCCCUGCUCCAGUGUCCUGACACCUGUGUGCCUAUGCAAGAGUCUCUUACAUGCCCCUAAUGUAUCUGUCUCCACCACCAACCCUGGCAAUGCAUUUUUACACCGUGUUUUAAAAACAAAACACUUCUGACAUCGCCCCCCCCCCCCCAUGCUUUCCUCUAAAUACAUAAACAUUAUGUCUCCUUGUAUUAGCUAUUUCCACCCCAGGAAAAAGUCUCUGGCUGUCCACUCUACCUAAGCUUCUUAUCACCUUGGCCACAUCUAUCAAGUCACCUCUCAGCCUCUCCAAACUGAAAAGACCUGGCUCGAUUAGCUUGACCUCAUAUGACAUGCAGCAUCCUGGUAAAUCUUGUCUGCAUGGGUAUUUUUUCCUGGCAGCAACAUAAUACAUUGUAGUUAGAUCAUUAACCUAACAUGUCUGGUAUAAUAUAUAAAAUAUAAGUUACGCUGCUCCAUAAUUUGUCUAGAAUGGCUUUAGUAUUUCUGGAAAUCUAGAUGGGAUCUUGUUUGAGUUUAGUUUGCCCAAUUGUUCCUUCAGAACUGCCUUACUAAAAAUUAUUUAUAAUGAAUUUAGGUUAGCCAGCAGUUUAUAGAAUCUAAUUAAAGUGUAACAGUUUGAAGAUUGUUCUGGGCCACCUGCACAGUAGUUCAGCCAUACUGAAAGGAUGGCCAGAGACUUUAAGAUAGAUAGACUGUUUGUGAGUCCUCUAACUGCAGAAGAGAUGUAACAACCUCUAGUGUCCUGCUUUAAAAGUCAGACAGUCAGAUUGAGCUUUCUAUCUCUGUUAAGGCUUGAUAAUGGUGUAGUGUAUUGUCAGCUGUGAAAGGGAUAGAGCUUGGAUGUGAUGAUCACUGAGUGCACGGUUAUACGACAGAAAUAUAUCCAUUAAAAAGUCAAGAGACACGGUUUUAAUGUUCAGUAUAUGCCCCCCACAAGCAACAGUUAUCUUCUUAGCCCAACAAAAACUCCCCUGAAAUUUAACACAGUAAUGAGAAUGUCAAAUUAAAUGCAACCAGACAGGAUGAUCUGAGGCAAGAGCAUGUUUAAAUUACUAUUUUAAAGAAUUUAGUUAAUCGAGCUUAAUGUGUUGUAAGAUAGUUGUAUCAUGUGCCAAAAUAGGGACUGUAUAGUGGCCCCUUUCUCACGAAUGAGCGGAAGCCGUUUAACUGUAGGCUGUGAUGGUUCUAUGUGCAAUGUGUCGGGAAAGGACAUGGUCCCGGGACACCCGGGGGGAACCCGCCCCAAGGCCACACUUUGUCUGCAGGAGGUGCUCUUUAGAGAAUGACGUAUGAAGUAUAUUGCUGUAGCUAUCUAGAGGGAUUUUGCUUUAGUCCAUAACCUGGUGUGCUGCUACCGACCGAAGGAAUCGUUCCCGGCAAUCAAAUUCCGAAUUCUUGCACCGUUCUCCGUCGCAGCAGCAGGUCCUUAAAGUACCUAUGGGAGGAAAGUUGAGAACGGAUCUUUCACUUAAUCUGCAUGACUACUGAACCCCUUGAGGGAGGAAUCUUCCUGUAAAGCCCAAGCUGCUUCCCAACAUACCACGUCUUGCCCGGGUGAACGCAUUUCCACCGCCCUUCCAGGAAAUCUGGGAUGAAUAAAAUCCAAACACUGUCUGGAGCGGUUGUUGUAAAUAUUCUCUCGUGUAAAUGGUAUUUUAAACGCAAGGUCACGUCAGUUAUUAGGAUCACAAUAACUCGCGAGAUACUAAACCCAGUUAAUGUAAUGUGACUGUUACGGAAUCAGAGUGGACUGCUUUUGUGUGUAUUAAUAAUCCUUAUUUUAAAAGCCUUACCUAGGGUAUAGCGAUCCGGUUGAGCGUUGCUCUGGAUUUCCAGCAUCUGCAGGAAAUCCUGGUUCAUGAGCGUGAUCGCCCUGAUCAGCAGUAACCACACGCUAAUUGACUCGUGGAAGGUAAUCAGACGAGGAUGCAACUCCUGGCUGUCAUCAGCCAGUGAUUCUGCUAAUGUUUCUGUGUAGACAACAGUUCAAGAGAGGAUCAGAUUUUAGAUCCAAUGCGUCUCAUGGGAAUCGGCCGAAAAAGUGGAAUUAAGGUCAAUCAUCUAACCGUCUGGUUCCAUUGAACGGCAGGGUCUGUGUGUCCUCCCCUCGUUCUUAUCUUUUGUCAUUACGUUCUGCCGCUAUUUGCUGGCCUCGUCCAAGAUCACCAGCUGCUUGGACCAGGUGUUGAGAGGAUAGCUGGGAGCAGUUAUUCCAGGUGAGAGAGGCACAUGGUGCCUGUUGCCACACAGCAGGAAAUCUGUUCCACAAUCCCUCCAUCACUUAAAGAUCGGGUGGUUUUAAUUGACGAUCUUUGGGCUCCUGCGUGACGCACUCGGAUGAGGUACCCCAACAGCCACUUUGCUUCAGCCCUGAAUCAACCUUCAGCUGAGGAAUAAAACUGGAGAGGAAACACUAACGAUAAGUUAACAUUAAAGGUGUUGAUACUUAAGAAAAGGAAACUGGAUUGUAUCAAACGUGUGGUCAAUAGCCUCCCGAGGUCAGGCCACGUGGUACCGAGAUUAACGCCGGCAGGGGGCGCUGCGCCCACUGCUUAAACUUAACUAUCUUAAAAAUAUCAAUUGCUAAACAAAAAUAGCUCAAAGCUCCCUGUAAAUAUUAUGUAUUUUAAUUGCUAUUGCAAUCAUUUCGUAAAGCACUAAUUCUUGUUUUAUUUUUACAAUCACAUGUUAAUCGUUGUACGUAAUUAGCUUUUUUACGUGUUAAAAUUUUGUUUUUUAUUCAGCUGUUGGUUAUGUGUAAGAUAGGCUUAGAAAUUACGUUUCUGCUAGUUUUAUGUUUAGCUUCAGUGUACUUGAGGUUUAUUGUGUUAUUGAAAAUAUAUUUAUUGUUCUGUAUUAAUGUCUGGACAGCUGACUCAUUUUGUGUGUCCAGUUACAGACUGUGUGAAGCUGCAGCAGCAGGGAUGAAAUAACACACAGCCAACUCUUAUUGCAGGACACCAGAACAGCCUUUCUGUUUCCUAUUGCGCUCUGGACGAGGCAAUCGUCUUAAUGUUAAUUUAUGACUUUGGAAAUCUCUUUAAAAGCACAGUCCUUGUGUUAUUAUUUUAGCAAAAUUUGAUAUGUAAUAUCGUCCCCCAUCACCCCCCAACUAGGUUUAAUACCGCAAACUCGAGUCUGAAAACUCGCGAAACAUGCUGUUAUAUCGCCAAAAAGUACAUUUUUGAAGGAAGAUAACAAAAAAAAGUAAUUUCGCCACCUAUCUGACUAAUGGAUAAUGUUAGAGGAUGUAUAAUGUGGCUGAUUAUUUAAUCUCUUCUGUGGCGAAGUUGGGAAUCGUUUGACGAAACGUGUUAUGACCGUUGAAUAUGUUCAUCUCUUACCAAAUAGUACUGCAGCUGUCGAUAUGCAAUAAAUAUUGUUAACUAAAACAUUCCUGUGGUUCAUGGUACGUGCAGCUGUCAACCGUUGACAUAACACACAACACUAAAGUGUUUUUCUACAUCGCUUGUUGAAAAGGAAGAUUAAUUUCAAACGUUAAUUGCCAAAUCGAUUUGUAUAUUUUUUUUACCUAGCAUUUAACAAUAAAGAUUAUUAUCCAA
Molecule: messenger RNA, 9949 nt
Organism: Hypanus sabinus (Atlantic stingray)
Lineage: Eukaryota; Metazoa; Chordata; Chondrichthyes; Myliobatiformes; Dasyatidae
Gene: myrf
Product: myelin regulatory factor
Exons: 27
Coding region: 496-3786 (1096 amino acids)
Biological process (GO): central nervous system myelin maintenance; positive regulation of DNA-templated transcription; protein autoprocessing
Cellular component (GO): nucleus; endoplasmic reticulum membrane
Molecular function (GO): sequence-specific DNA binding; DNA-binding transcription factor activity
Source: RefSeq, a predicted model, not a curated record